UGUCGGAAGUGGUGAUCCCCCCAGAUGGAGCUCCAAAGUCAACAUGGCCCCGGCGGUUCAUUAGUGGUGAUCCAGCAGCCUUCCCUAGAGAGCCGGCAGAGGUCGGAUUACGAGCGGGAGCUCCAGCAUGCCGCCAUACUCUCCCUGGACCAAAUCAAGGCCAUCCGCUCCAGCAACGAGUACACCGAGGGCCCCUCGGUGGUACGGAGGCCCCCUGCGCCCCGCAUGGCCCCCAGGCCACAAGACAAGCAGGAGAGGACUCACGAGGUCAUCCUCGUCAAUGUGAACAACAAUUAUGAGCACCGGCCGUCAGGUCACCACCACCACGUCGGGGCCGGCGCGGUGGUUGUGGCCGGGGUACAGCAGUACAGCGGGUCCAGGGCACCGGGGCUCAGCCGCUCCACCAGCACGGGAAGUGCUGCCAGUUCAGGGAGCAACAGCAGUGCCUCCUCUGAGCAGGGACUCUUGGCACGCUCACCCACCAGCAGGCCCGGCAUGAGCUUACAGCAGCACCACCGAGCGGAGCGGCCUGUUCGGACUCAGCCCAAGCCCAAGGCCCUUUUACAGCCCCAGCAGGGACCUCACUUCCACCAGCCUCCACUAGAGGCUCCGCUCAAGCCCCUGGGCAAAGGGAAAUCAGACUUUUCUGGCAGUGGCAAGGGGGUGGUGGCCGCUGCAGGGCACCAGUUCAUCUGUGAGCGCUGCGGGAAGUGCAAGUGCAGUGACUGCACGGCUCCCAGGAGCCUGCCUUCCUGUCUGGCGUGUAACGGCCAGUGCCUGUGCUCCGCGGAGAGCGCGCUGGAGCACGGCACGUGCAUGUGUCUGGUAAAGGGCAUCUUCUACCACUGCUCCAAUGACGACGAGGGCGACUCGUGUGCUGACCACCCCUGCUCGCUGUCCCGUUCCCACUGCUGCUCUCGUUUCCUGUGCAUGGGAUUAAUGUCGGUACUCUUCCCCUGUCUUCUAUGCUACCCGCCCGUCAAGGGGUGUCUGAAGGCGUGCCAGGGCUGCUACGACCGGGUUAACAGGCCCGGCUGUCGCUGCAAGAACUCCAACACUGUAUAUUGCAAACUGGAGAGCUUGGACCCACAGACCCGGGAAAAACCUUCCUGAUCGCCCCUGUGUGUUUUGUGAUUGCGUGUGCGCGGGAGACUCUUGAUGUGGAUCUUAUGAUGACAAUGAUAAUGAUGAUGAUAGUCACAAAUUAAUGUUUAUCAAACAUUCUAAGCACCUCCCACCCGCCUCCCCUCCUCACUGCGGAACCCUAAGGAGCUAAGCAAAGGAGUUAUGAAAACCACUCAAUUAUUUUUAUUUUUAUUUUCUCUGGAUCAGGACCAUGUUUUUACAGACCAGUGUUUGCCUUAACUGUUCCUAUGUCUAUCCUCAGCUCCUCAUUAACACUUUUUUAUAUAUAUAUAUAUUUAUAUAUAUAUAUAUAUAUAUGUGUAUGUAUAUAUAUAUAUUAUGAAAAAGUUUUUCUUCCGUUUUAGGUAGGCAGUUUUCCCUCUGGGUCUGUGCCCAGUGGGAAGCCGCCUCUCACCAAAUCUGUGAAGGACGAUCUUCUAUAGGGCAAUUAUGUAGCUGUUACCUGGUGUUCAUAGCGAGCAGGUAUGUCUGAAUUAUUGGUUGCUACCACACUAAAACCGUGGUUCCUACGCUCAUGUUGCAUUAACGAAAGCACAUCCAUCUCAUAGUAUUUUCUCCCACCUGGAUAUGUUUCUCUCCUUCCACCCAUCUGAACUCUUCAUACACGUUCUGUGGCAUUCUCCCAUGUUUUUUUGUUUUUUUUUCUUCCUCCUUUUAUUUUGUGUAAAUUGUAUGCUCAAAAUCCAUAAGAGGAAUUCUGGCUAUUUUUUAAAAGAAAAAUGUCUGUUAAAACAUUUUUUGUUGUAAAAAAUAUUUAUUAUGUGAAGCUCUAUUAUUUUAUGAUAUUUAUUGCAAGAGACAGUCUUAAAUUUACUCAUGUCUGAAUAUAACAAAAUAUCAAAUACUUACUGAAAAAUUAAAGGGUGGCACAAAAGAAAACUAUGUUAACUUUAAUGCAGAAAAUAUAUUAAUUAAUGAAAAAAUAGCACUGUCUGGUGUCUUGAUUGAGCUGUUCAACGGUAACUGGCUUGAGGAAUGAAAGAUCUGACUCAUGGCUGAUUUUAAGGAAAUGCAGGUCUGUUUUCUUGAGUUUAAGUUCAUUGGUGAACAGCAAAUCACUCUUUUCCAUGUGUGUGUGUGUCUGUGUGUAUGCAUGUGUGUGUUCAUGCUGGGUGUGGAAUUCCUGGUAAAAAAAUUUUCAGUAGUGAGUAGAAACAGCUUGUAGCCCGAAAUGUGACUGUUUACAUUCUUGGAGGGCUUCUUUGCUGCGAUUCUCCUCGGCAACCUUGAAAGCUAAACAAUACAGGUCAUUGACACGAUUAGCCUCGAAGCUGCUAGCAUCAACAGAGCUUCCACGUUUCCAUGAGUUAUGCUCACAGGAAGCGAGUCUCCUUCUGAACCCCCCCACUCCACUCACCAGCCAACAAGUCAUCACAAAACUAUGCACCAUAGUUUAUUCCCUGGGCUUUAACGCGGCUAGAUCGGGAUGUUCCCAAACUCCCAAAUGGUCUCCAUAUUGCAGAGCCCAACAGUGUGUGCCUUGAGAAAUGAGAGCGACCAUUACGAGUAGCCGGGGCCACCUGUUCAAAGAUAAUAAACUGGGGC
Molecule: messenger RNA, 2691 nt
Organism: Xiphias gladius (swordfish)
Lineage: Eukaryota; Metazoa; Chordata; Actinopteri; Istiophoriformes; Xiphiidae
Gene: spry1
Product: sprouty homolog 1, antagonist of FGF signaling (Drosophila)
Exons: 1
Coding region: 25-1113 (362 amino acids)
Biological process (GO): negative regulation of fibroblast growth factor receptor signaling pathway; multicellular organism development; negative regulation of Ras protein signal transduction
Cellular component (GO): cytosol; membrane
Source: RefSeq, a predicted model, not a curated record